UGAACGUCGGCAAUCAAAAUAGAAAGAAAAUCGCAAGUAAAAACGGCAAGCGGCGUACGAAACGCAAACAACUUUUAAUGCUCGUGCAUUGUUUUCUGCUAUGUCCAAGCGCAACAAUAUUACCUACGUAAAGCCACAGGAACCCAGUUUUUUGGCCAAACUUAAAGCGGAAAUUGGCUACAAAGAAGGGCCAAACAUCGACACAAAGCGACAGAGACUCGACGAGGACGACAACGACGACGACGACUACAAUUCUUGUGAAGAGCGACCGGAACGCGAGGACGAGAAGCCGCAAAUUGUGGUGCUAUCGCGUGGGGAUCUCACGGCGGACGAGGUGGCCCUCGAGCAGCAGCGUAUAGCAAAAGAGGAAGCUGAAAAGCCCGCGGAUUUAAACCAACCAAUUGUAUUCAAGAAACGCGUUAAGCAGACCAAACUUGAGAUUGAAGCUUCAACGUCAGAUAAUAAAUCCAACUCGAAGUCCAAGAAAUCUGAUAAAAGCAAAAAGUCCAAGGCCAGCAGCAGCUCCAGCAAAUUGUCAUUCAACGAGGACGAAGAAGACGCCGAAGCAGGCGAGGAUUAA
Molecule: messenger RNA, 580 nt
Organism: Drosophila nasuta
Lineage: Eukaryota; Metazoa; Arthropoda; Insecta; Diptera; Drosophilidae
Exons: 3
Coding region: 101-580 (159 amino acids)
Source: RefSeq, a predicted model, not a curated record